Molecule: messenger RNA, 1209 nt
Organism: Gracilinanus agilis (Agile Gracile Mouse Opossum)
Lineage: Eukaryota; Metazoa; Chordata; Mammalia; Didelphimorphia; Didelphidae
Gene: SS18L1
Product: SS18L1 subunit of BAF chromatin remodeling complex
Exons: 11
Coding region: 1-1209 (402 amino acids)
Biological process (GO): positive regulation of dendrite morphogenesis; positive regulation of transcription by RNA polymerase II
Cellular component (GO): nucleus
Molecular function (GO): transcription coactivator activity
Source: RefSeq, a predicted model, not a curated record
AUGUCGGUGGCCUUUGCAUCUGCCCGUCCUAGAGGCAAAGGGGAGGUCACUCAGCAAACUAUCCAGAAGAUGCUAGAUGAAAACCAUCACCUAAUUCAGUGUAUUAUGGACUACCAGAGUAAGGGCAAGACUGCAGAAUGUACUCAAUACCAACAAAUACUACACAGAAAUUUGGUUUAUUUGGCAACAAUAGCAGACUCUAACCAGAACAUGCAGUCUUUGCUUCCUGCCCCACCAACGCAAAACAUGAACCUUGGACCAGGAGGAAUGCCUCAGAGUGGAUCCAGCCAAUCUAUCCAUUCCCAGAGCAAUCUCAGUGACGCCAUUGGAACCGGCCUCCCACCUUCCUCUCUUAUGCAGAGUCAGAUUAGCAAUGGUCCUAACCACGUGUCCAUGCAGCAAUCGGGGCAAAACACUAUGCCAACAACAUCUAUGAGCAUGACCGUCAGUAGCCAUGGCACAGGGCCAGGAUAUAGCCACACUGUGCCUGCUUCUCAAAAUGUGCCAAUGCAGGGCCAGGGAUCCAUAGGGAAUUACGUCUCUAGAACCAAUAUCAACAUGCAGUCUAACCCCGUCUCCAUGAUGCACCAGCAAGCGGCUACAUCUCAUUACAAUUCUGCACAAGGUGGGAGCCAGCAUUACCAAGGACAGUCCUCUAUUGCAAUGAUGAGUCAAAGCAACCAAGGAAGCAGCAUGAUGGGUCAGCGACCAAUGGGUCCAUACCGGCCCUCACAGCAAGGUUCUUCUCAGCAGUACAUGGGGCAGGAGGAGUAUUACAGUGAGCAAUACAGCCACGGUCAAGGCACUUCUGAGCCAAUGAACCAGCAAUAUUAUCCAGAUGGACAUGGUGAUUAUGCGUAUCAGCAGUCAUCUUACACUGAACAGAGCUACGACAGGUCAUUUGAGGAUUCCACCCAGCAUUACUACGAAGGAGGAAAUUCCCAGUAUAGCCAGCAGCAGGCAGGAUAUCAACAGGGAGCUGCACAACAACAGACGUAUUCACAGCAGCAAUACCCAAACCAACAGAGCUACCCAGGACAGCAACAAGGAUAUGGUCCUGCGCAGGGAGCUUCCUCACAGUAUUCUAGCUACCAGCAGGGACAGGGGCAACAGUAUGGAAGUUAUCGAGCUUCUCAGACAGGACCGUCUGCCCAACAACAGAGGCCUUAUGGUUAUGAACAGGGCCAGUAUGGAAAUUACCAGCAAUAA